AUCAAUGGCGGGAUCGUAGGCGCGACAUUCUUCAGCUGCCGUGAAUACCUCGUCAGCCCGUUCCUCUUGUCCGCACUGGCAGACACCUCCUAUUCGCGGCGGAUACGAGAGAUCCAAGAGCAACGUGCAUCGGGCGUCCGCACUGGAGAGAAGCUGGGCUGGUGGGACAUGCGGAUGUACAGGGUGCCAGAUACCGCGCUUAGCGGCGCAUUCACUGGCGCCGUGCUGAACGCAUGGCGACGCGGGCGCACGGGGAUCGUGCCCGGCAUCACAACGGGAGGCAUCGUCUGCGCGAUCAUCCAGUUCGCGUUCAACGAGGUCGGCGUCGCACGGGUCAAGUACAUCUCAAAGAAGCUGAGAGCACAGCAAGAACCCACGCGAGCACCCAUCGCAUCUUCCUCGUCGCCGUCAGGAUCCGUCGAUGCAUCCCCAUGGACAGCGCGCCUGGAUCGUCUCCUGACUUUGUUCGGGUUCACCAGGAUGUCUGAUGAGGAGUACGUGACGAAGCUGAAGGCAAAGAGGGCUUCGUACCUUGAGCAGAUUGCCGAUCUCGAGAAGCAGGUUGAGGAGGAGAACAAAUCGAAGAAAUCUGGGUCUCAUACGGGUAGCUAG
Laetiporus sulphureus 93-53 is the source of this 612-nucleotide messenger RNA. RefSeq lists its product as uncharacterized. The annotation marks the transcript as partial. Lineage: Eukaryota; Fungi; Basidiomycota; Agaricomycetes; Polyporales; Laetiporaceae. The transcript has 3 exons. The record is from RefSeq and is a predicted model, not a curated record.